Sesamum indicum (sesame) is the source of this 2308-nucleotide messenger RNA. Its product is annotated as glycerol-3-phosphate dehydrogenase SDP6, mitochondrial. The record is from RefSeq and is a predicted model, not a curated record. Gene Ontology annotation, molecular function: glycerol-3-phosphate dehydrogenase (quinone) activity. NCBI's taxonomy places the organism in Eukaryota, Viridiplantae, Streptophyta, Magnoliopsida, Lamiales, Pedaliaceae. Gene Ontology annotation, biological process: glycerol-3-phosphate metabolic process. Gene Ontology annotation, cellular component: mitochondrion.
UCCAAUUUCCAACGCAGCGCGCCGAGAAACGUGCGUACAAGUCCACUUCCAUUCCAUCACUACAUCAAUCCAUUUCUCCCUCGUACUUCAGAUUCUGAUCACUCCCUUCCCCAUUCCCUUCCUCUUCAUGGCCACCUCGAUACGCCUCCGACGCAUCUGCGCAGUAGUCGCCGUAGCCGGAGGCGCGUACUUCACCGUGCUGAGUGACCCCUCAAUUGCCUCCAGCGAACGCGGCGUCGGUGGCUCUUCAUUUACCGCCAUUAAGCAGCGAAUUGCGGACCCUUUUGCUGCCGUCCCCUCACGGACAGUCCAGGAGUCGGCUUUGAUGGGGUCUAGCUCUGUUAACCCCCUCGACAUACUUGUUGUCGGCGGAGGCGCCACCGGCUGCGGCGUCGCGCUCGACGCCGUCACGCGGGGGCUUCGCGUUGGGCUUGUGGAGCGCGAGGAUUUCUCAUCUGGGACUUCGUCGAGGUCCACUAAACUCAUUCAUGGAGGAGUUCGCUAUUUGGAGAAAGCUGUUUUUAACUUAGAUUAUGGACAGCUGAAACUGGUCUUCCAUGCGCUUGAGGAGCGUAAACAAGUUAUCGACAAUGCUCCCCACCUCUGCCAUGCUCUGCCAUGUAUGACACCAUGUUUCAACUGGUUUGAUGUGGUUUACUACUGGAUGGGGUUGAAAAUGUAUGAUCUGGUAGCUGGCCGACGCCUGCUACACUUGUCUAGAUACUAUUCCGCACAGGAGUCAGUUGAACUAUUUCCAACACUAGCAAGAAAGGGAAAAGAUCGGAGCUUGAAAGGAGCUGUGGUUUAUUACGACGGACAGAUGAAUGACUCGCGUCUAAAUGUGGCAUUAGCAUGCACUGCUGCUUUAGCUGGUGCAGCCGUACUCAAUCAUGCAGAAGUAGUAUCCUUUCUUAGGGAUGAGGGCACUGGACGGGUAAUCGGUGCUCGUAUAAGAAACAACUUAUCAGGAAAGGAGUUUGAUACGUAUGCAAAAGUUGUUGUGAAUGCUGCUGGUCCGUUCUGCGACUCUGUCAGGAAGAUGGCAGAUAAGGAAGCAAAGCCGAUCAUCUGUCCCAGCAGUGGUGUCCAUAUUGUGCUUCCUGAUUAUUAUUCUCCAGAAGGAAUGGGCUUGAUUGUUCCCAAAACCAAGGAUGGCCGUGUUGUGUUCAUGCUUCCCUGGCUGGGGAGAACAGUUGCUGGCACCACCGACUCAAACACCAGUAUUACCAUGCUACCAGAACCUCAUGAGGAUGAGAUUGAAUUUAUCUUAGACGCCAUCUCUGAUUACCUCAAUGUUAAGGUGCGGCGCACAGAUGUUUUGUCAGCGUGGAGUGGCAUUCGACCAUUGGCUAUGGAUCCUAAAGCUAAAAGUACAGAGAGCAUCUCCAGGGAUCACAUUGUGUGUGAAGAUUAUCCUGGUUUAGUUACAAUUACAGGCGGAAAGUGGACUACGUAUAGAAGCAUGGCAGAGGAUGCAGUCGAUGCAGCUAUAGAGUCCGGAAAGUUGAGCCCGACAAACAAGUGUGUUACAUACAACCUGCAACUUGUAGGAUCUGAUGGAUGGGAUCCUGCAUCUUUCACCAUACUAGCUCAGCAGUAUGUGCGCAUGAAGAGAUCGUAUGGUGGAAAAGUUGUUCCAGGUGUAAUGGACACUACUGUAGCCAAGCAUUUAUCACAUGCCUAUGGUACCUUUGCAGAACGAGUGGCUGCUAUUGCUCAGAACGAAAACAUGGGGAAGCGACUUGCCCAUGGAUACCCCAUCCUAGAAGCUGAGGUUGCAUACUGUGCCCGGCAUGAGUACUGUGAAUCAGCAGUGGACUUCAUAGCCAGAAGGUCUCGUCUUGCUUUUCUGGACACCGAUGCCGCCAGGAGGGCAGUGCCUCGUGUCAUUCAAAUAUUGGCUGCUGAACACAAAUGGGAUAAGUCAAGGCAAAAGCAGGAAUUGCAGAAGGCUAAAAUGUUUCUGGAAACCUUCAAGUCAUCAAGAAAUGCUCAGUUUCACGAUGGCAAACACAACUAGAAUAUGUUCCUCUAGUUGUGAAUACAAGAAAAGAGCUUAGUUGGCCCAACACUUGUGGAAAUACUCGUUUUUUCAGCUUGGAAAUAUUACACUUAAUAUACUGCCAAACCCAUCUCCGAUGCUUCCCUAGGGAUGUAAAAUAACGUCCUUUCAGAUGUAGAUGGAUUACAACGUGUAUCGGUUCUCAUCGUUCAUAAAGUGAAAUGUUGUGUUCAUUUUGCGAAAAAAAGCUGUGCAUGAGAAUAAGGGACUGCAAAGUGUGGUGAAAAGAAGCGAUCUUUUUAAUCA